GUCCAGGCUAAACUGUCUAGCUAUACCUAGGUAGUUAGGUUAGGCUGUCUCUUCAUAUUAGAUGGUCAAGUCAUAGUAUUAGGUUGCCUUAUUUAAGCUGAUGAUACCUAUUGUAGAUAUUUUGCUUUGUGAAACCAUCAAAUAGGUAGGUAGGUAUGCUGAUACAUUUUCAGCAAGUAGGGGGGAGUGGGUGAGAGACCAUCCAUGAAGCAAAUACAGAAAAUAGAAACAAGUAGUUGACUCAUGAAAGAAUGAAAAAGUUUUUAGCUAGGUCUUAGUUUGCUCAUGGGGAUUGAUAAGGAUGCAGAAUAUCAAGGAUUUUUGGAGUACUUUUCGUUCAACUCGAAUUCCUUUAUAUGGAGAAACCAUGCCACCAGAUGAAUAUCUUCUUAUUAGUCUCUUUCUUCAUAUGAAUGAUAAUUAUACCUUGAAUAAGCCGAGAGGUGACUCACAGUAUGACCCCUGGUUUCGAGUACGCCCUCUUCAAAUUCCUGUAAUAAAUUAUUCCAUAAACAUUACAAUCUUCAGCAGACUACCUAGUAUUUUCUUUGAUGAAAGCAUGAUUGGUAUGCAUAAUAGGUGUGCAUUCAUACAAUAUAUGCCCAAAAAGUGGCACUGUAGUUAUGGGAUAAAAUAGUUUUAACUCUAUGAAGCUUCCACUGGUUAUGGUUACCUUAUUGAUUUAUAUUCAGGAUGUGAUAUUUAUGCUACUGGAAGUCGGCAAGGCUUUACUCGUACAGUAGUAAUGAAUAUAAUGGAGAAGAGCAAGCUUCUUAAAGACAAAGGUUACCACCUAAUUACUGACAACUUUUAUACAAAGAUUCCUCUGGCAGUAGCCCUACUAACACAAAAGACAUCACUCACAGGAACAAUAAAGAUUAAUUCUAAAUUUUUGCCUCACAUUUUGGUCAAGCAGAAUAUCAGCACAGGUGAUACUGUCUUCGUGAGAAAAGGAAAGUUGCUUACAUGUGGUUUCAAACAAAAAGCAACUCGUAAGCCAGUUUACCUUUUGACAACAUAUGCUCAUGCUGAAAAUGUCACAUUACAGACAAGAUAUGGAGAUAAGGUCAAACCUAAAGUUACAAAUGACUAUAAUGUUGGUAUGGGAGGUGUUGACCUUUCAGACAAAAAAAACUUUAUCGUUAUGCUGCACAGAGGUCAACAAGGAGAUAUUGGAAGCAAAUUUAUAGUAAUCUUGUAGACAUUUCAGUUUUAAAUGCUUGUAUUUUUAUCAGCAAAAUACGUAUUGUUAUACCAUCCAGGUAAGAUGAUUUCCUUUGUGACAUUAUUGAAAGUCUGUCAGUCAUUCUUGAGUUGGUGAAUAUUCAGAACUAUACACUCAAGGUUACUUCACUUGAUAUGUUGAUGCAUAUUUUUUUUACUUUUUUACCAUGUUAGUUUUAUCAAAGAUAAAUUCUUUACAAAGUUAAUACUAAUAAAACAAAUAGGAAUAAUAAGUUUUGCAUUAAUUCAGCUUCAAUGCAAUUUUAUUUUUUUUCAAUUUCCAUUUCUGAUGAAUUUUCUUGUUACCCAAACUAUUUAACAAUGUAUACAAAAACAAAUAACUUAUUUAAAAAGUUCAUCUUCUUGUGGUUUCAAUGAUACCAAUGAUACUUUCAGGCGGAAAAUAGUAUUUUACAGUGUUUUUCUUUUAUCAUAAAUAUCAGUAACCUGUCGUGGGUUAAGGUUAGGAUCCAGGUUAAGCUGUAUUCAAGGUAGGCUGUCCGUUCAUAUUAGGUUGUCUGUUCAUAUAAUUCAAGAAAGGCUAUCUAGGCUAUUAAGGUUAGGCUGUUAAGGCUAUUUAGGAUAGGCGGUCUAUUAAUGUUAGGAUAUCUAUCCAGACUAAUCUGUCUAUUCAAGUAGGCUGUCCAUUUAGAUUAGGUUGUCUGUUCAAGCUAAUCUGUCUAGGUUAAUCAGGGUAGGGUGUCUAUUCAGAUUAGGUUGGCUAUUCAAGCUAGGCUGUCUAGGUUAAUCAGGUAAGGGUAUCUAUUCAAGUUAGGCUGUCUAUUCAUUUUAGUGUCUAUUCAGGCUCGACUAUUUAGGUUGAUCAGAUAAUAUGUCAGGCUCAAUUUCUGUGAUUUAUGUAGCACAGAAAUGUUUACAAGAAGCUGCUGCGGAUAUGAUGACAGUGAUGACUUUCACAACCAUGAAUAGAAGAUAAUAGUGACAUUGAGAGAGACCAGUGCAGAUGGAAAAUAAACAUAAGGUUUAUGAUGAUCUUUACUUCCAUUGAAAAAGAAAAAACAGUGAAGUCUCUAAAGAUGUAAGGAGCAUCGCCGAGGAUUCUGCGUUUUUUAAAUCUUGUGGUGAAGGUUAGAUGUUAUAAAUAAAUUACCUUAACUGUGGUGAAGGUUAAUGUUAUAAGUAAAUUACCAUAACCCCAAAAUUGAUAAUGAUAUUAAAGUCAUGUCUUACUGUAUAGUCCUUAGCAACACGCAUUUCUAGUUCCCUGUACUACAGUACAAUUCAGUACAGAGGUAUAUGAAAUGUUUUCAUCAGAAAUGAAGUAUUCUUAUAAAAUGGAAAUAUUAUCCGGCAUUUGUAAUAGUACAUUUUUUGUGUAUAAUUCUUCAUUUGACAGAUUUUCAGUAAGUUAUUAAUUGAAGCACUUUAUGCCAUUUUUGUUGAACACUUAAAUUGUUUUAGUUAGAUCCUUACUGUGUGAAGGGUUAAAAAAAAUAGCAAAGUGCCAUCAACUUUUAAAAUUGGAAUGUUUUGUACAGAUAAGUGGCAUUUGUAUCGACAAAAACUGUAAAAAGGUAUGACCUUUGUAGUAUUUGAGAACAGAACUGGACAGCAUGAAGUAAAUGUACAGGUUUAUGUUUUUUGAGUCCUGUUGUAUGUGUUUAAUGGUUUGAAGUUUAAGGGAUUGAUUGUUUUUAGAGUUUGUAGAGUUGGGAAAGCAAUAAAAGGGACACUAAAUUUUAGUGGACACAAAAUUCAAAAUGAAUCCAGAAAUUUCCAUAGAAUUUCCUUUCAAAAGUGAAAUUGAAGAGCCAUCGUCACCUCAAACCAGUCAUGAAAGCAAGUGUAUGGUUGGUUGUACUCCAACAGUUAGUGAUGGCUGCAUAGACAUCAAGAUAGAGCCAGAAGUAUCCAGCUCCCCAUGCAAAGUUUUCUCAGGAGUGCAUGAGGAACACUCACUAACUAGCAGAAAGGAAGCCAGCGAAGAAGGAAGUGUAAAUGUAUGGAUAGGUGUUCAAGAUGAAUGUAACUUACAUUUAGCAUCAUGUAGGAAAGAGAAAGACAUACUAUUUGAAAAUCCACAGAAAAUUCAAAGGGAAAAAGAAGGUAUAAGUGAGAAUAGAAAUUCACAGGAGGUUCUUGAGAAUCAUGCAAUCCAUAGUAAAGAGAAACCAUAUAUAUGCACUGAUUGUGGGAAAAGGUUUUCUCAGAAAAUUCAUCUUGCAUAUCAUAUGAGGAUCCAUACUGGUGAAAAGCCUUUCAAAUGUGAAGAGUGUGGGAAAGCAUUCUCACAAAAAAUUCAUCUUACAAAUCAUAUGAGAGUUCACAGUGGAGAGAAGCCGUUCGGAUGCAGUGAAUGCGGGAAAGCCUUCUCUAGGAAGUUUUUGCUUAAGACUCAUAUGGAGGGUCACAAUGAAGAAAAGUCCUUCUGUUGCUCAGAAUGUGGGAAAACAUUUUCUCAGGAAUUAAAGCUUGUAAAUCAUGUUAGGAUUCACACUAAGGAGAAGCCAUUCAGAUGCAAUGAAUGUGGGAAAACCUUUUCUCAGGAAGGUUAUCUUUGGCGUCAUGUGAAUAAUCACACUAUAGAGAGGCUGUUCAGGUGCAGUGAAUGUGGGAAAGCAUUUUCUCGGAAAAGUUCUCUGAGGAGUCAUAUGAAUACUCACACUGGAGAGAAGCCAUUUAGCUGCAGUAAAUGCAGAAAAUCCUUUUCUCAGAAAAGUGUUCUCAACAGACAUAUGACGGGUCACACUGGAGUGAAGUCUUUUAUUUGCUCUGAAUGUGGGAGUGCAUUUUCCCUGGAGACUCAGCUCACAAAUCAUAUGAGAAUUCACAGUGGAGAGAAGCCAUUCACAUGCAGUGAAUGUGGUAAAGCGUUUUCUUGGAAAAGUUCUCUUUCUAGCCAUAUGACCAGUCACACUGGAGACAAGCCAUUUAGGUGCAAUGAGUGUGGGAAAGUCUUUUCUUCCAAAAGUUCUCUUAGAUGUCAUAUAAAUAGUCACACUGGAGAGAAACCGUUUAGAUGCAGUGAAUGCGGAAAAACCUUUUCACAGAAGAGUUUCCUCAGGAGGCAUUUGAAUAGUCAUGCUGGAGUGAAAUCUUUCAGUUGCUCUGAAUGUGGGAAAGCAUUUACUCAGAAAAGUACCCUUAUAGAUCAUAUGAGUAGUCACACUGGUGAGAUCUCAUUCAGAUGUAAUGAAUGUGGCAAAGGCUUUUCUUGGAGAAGUUCUUUUAGGAAACAUAUGAAUACCUGCAGUCACACCAGGUAGAAGACUUUCUGUUGCUCUGGAUGUGAGUAAACAUUUUGUAAGAGAAUUCAUCUUACCAAUCAUUUAUGAAGAUUCAGACUGGAGAGCAGCCAUUCAGAUGUAACAGUUGUGUGAAAGCAUUUUCACUGAAAUUUACUGGAAAUUGUCACACAAAAGAAAAGCAGUUCAUUUACUUGGCAUGUGAGGAAUAUACUUUUCUUCAAAAAUCUUUCUUGUAGAUCAUCUAAGGACUCACACUUGUGAGAUGCCAUUUAGAUGUCGUGAAUUUACUCAGGAAACUUGCAUAGCAAAAUGGAGGGACAGAGUUCAGUUGUAACAAACGUGAGUCUUCUCAGAAGUAUAAUCUUUUAAGUCAUAUCAUUCAAGUAGUCAUAACUCCUGCCCAACCAGGAACCUUUACCCACGGGUGCUUACAGACCACUAAAGCAAGGCAUCCCCCUUCCCACAGGACUUCCUUAUCCUUGGAAGCACAAGGAAUACUACUAGGGCAAGAGGAAUGGGAGGAUAUUUACUCAGAUAAUUAUAGGUAUAGAUCAUACUGAGAUUCACAGUAAUGACUAGCCUUUCAGAUGCAAUUAAUGCAGGAACGCAUUUUAUCUGGAAAUAAUCUCAGACUUCAUGGAUGUCAUUGGAGAAAAGUCUUCCAGAUGCAUAGUAAGGGGAAACCUAUUCUUAGAAAAAUGACUGGUCAAAACAUACGAGGCUUCACAUAGAGAGGAACCAUUCAGCUGUAGUUUUGGGAAAACUAUAGUGGUCUCAGAGCUUGCAACAGUUCACAUAUGCAAAUAAAUAAAAAGAAGUGAUUGUCGUUAAAGAAACUUAGAACUAAGAGGGAAAAGCACCAUUCCAUGGUGAUUUGAUAGGCAAAAAGUCUUUUAGAGAAGCACUUUGUAGAAGAGAGUAUCUGCAAAAGUAUGAAAAGUAUUAUGUAUUAUGGAAUAUUGCUAGUAAAUUAUUUAAGUUUCUCAAAUCAUACUUCUCAGAAAAUUUUGGCAUUAAGACAGAACAACCACAAGAAUUUAUAUACUAGCUGUGCCAUGUAUGAAGAGGAACAUUGUUUAAAUUAAUGCAUCUCAGAAGAGACAUCUUAGAGAACAGAAGCCAGCUCUCACAUGGUGCAUGAAAAUUUACUGGGGUGAUAUGAAGUUACCUAUACAUAGUAUGGAACACUUUCAUUUUCGUGCACAAAGUAAAUCUCAUAUCAGAAUAAGCUAAGUAAUAUUUUCAUAAUGAGGGAAUUUGUUAUAGAGUAUUUAGGAUCUGUUAUAGUUACCGUCUUGAUUUAGUUUAGUUUUGCUUGCUUGUUUUGUUAUCAUUGUUAUAGUAUGUUAACAUUUUUGUUUUUGUUUAUGCUACUGUCUUGUUGAUUUUUCACAGAAUAACAUGAUGUGUUUAUGUUGAGACACUGUAUUAUCUUAACAUGUUUAAAUGUUUAUGUAUUUUA
Molecule: messenger RNA, 5895 nt
Organism: Macrobrachium nipponense
Lineage: Eukaryota; Metazoa; Arthropoda; Malacostraca; Decapoda; Palaemonidae
Product: zinc finger protein OZF-like
Exons: 3
Coding region: 2946-4451 (501 amino acids)
Biological process (GO): regulation of gene expression
Cellular component (GO): nucleus
Source: RefSeq, a predicted model, not a curated record